Aspergillus ruber CBS 135680 is the source of this 1572-nucleotide messenger RNA. RefSeq names its product Zn(II)2Cys6 transcription factor. The coding region runs from base 1 to 1572 and encodes 523 amino acids. Lineage: Eukaryota; Fungi; Ascomycota; Eurotiomycetes; Eurotiales; Aspergillaceae. The record is from RefSeq and is a predicted model, not a curated record. Gene Ontology annotation, biological process: regulation of transcription by RNA polymerase II. Gene Ontology annotation, molecular function: zinc ion binding; DNA-binding transcription factor activity, RNA polymerase II-specific. The transcript has 2 exons.
AUGUCCGAUUCGCAAUCUCCGGAUAAUCUUGUACAGACUGGCUCAAAACCACGUGGCAAAGCAAGACAUCGCGCAAGCCACACCAAGUCUCGCAAUGGCUGUCAAACCUGUAAAUUGCGUCGAGUGAAGUGUGAUGAAGUACGCCCAAGCUGCGGUGCCUGCUCUUUGCGCGGUAACCGAUGUUCAUAUCCGAGUCCAUCACGACAUAUUGAGGCGAGAGCCGAACCAAGAAGAGCAAUUCCGCAUCGCAGCGAUGCAGCUUGUCUUCAAACUUCCAGCUCCACUCCUGCAGGUGACCAACGUAGAGAUAGCCCUGCGCUUGGUGCAUCGUUACAACCGUUAGACUUCCGACUGACCAGUUCAUCGGCUAUGACGCCACCUGGAAGUCUGAACAUGAAAGAUCUAAGACUCCUGCAGCAUUUUCUCAAACGAACAUGUAGCCAGAUGAGCUUUAAUCGGAGACGGACAUUGAUUUGGCAACAGAUAAUUCCGGAUUUGGCGGCGAAGGAGGAGUUUUUGAUGCAUUUACUCCUCGCAUUGGCGGGUGUGCAUUUUCUGCUGGAGCGGUUACCCACGGGGGAAGGUAACGAAGACAGUGUGGCUGAAGAACAGGAGAUGAAUCCUAUCAGUCUCUCUAAUGUUGUCGAGCAUCAUCAAAAAGGUCUACAAGGGCUCAGGGCAGCAUUGGCAACGUUAUCGCCUGCUACCGCAGAAGUCAUAUGCUGCGGGUCGACUCUACUCGUUGGGUUUGCGUUUGCCUCGCUCAGAAUCCGAGCACUAAAUGAAUUUAGACGACCGUCCGAAUCGGAAAAUGAUGGACAUCUGCAACUAGAUUGGCUUUAUCUAAUCCGUGGCCUGGUUAGUAUCUUGGGCCAGCAGUGGCCUACUUUGAAGAUGGGCAGAUUACGCUCGUUACUAUACUACCGCCAUGCGAAUCAUGACUGGAAGGCCUUUCCACCUUCAACCAUGACCUCGCCUUUCCCCCGUCUAAAGCUUUGCUCAUUGCGGUUGUCAAAGUUCGCUUACGGCGCUAGCACAACGCUCGAAUCACUCCGCAACUUCAUUAACACAUUGAAACCAUCGUACAAGACACGAAGCGAGAUCAGCAACAGUGCCACCCCGACUUCCCAAGGCUCGCCUAUCCCUUAUAUUUAUCUCUAUGAUAAUGACGAACUCCUCCGCGCCCAAGAAGCCGCCAUCGACAUUCUUGAAGACAUGUACAUGCGCAUCUUACACAUCCUAGAAUUCACGACAAGUGAGCGGGAUACCCCCGUGAAUCUAGAUGUGCAGGCCGACCUUGAAGAUACAGCUGUUACUUCUUGGCCUGAUCUACUGUCAAGCACUUUUCUUGCUUCCCUCAAUGUCGAUAAGGAGAUAGGAAUCGGGUCGGUUGAAGGAGGGUCAUAUGCAAUACUUGCUCACUUUUAUCUGAUAUUUACUCUUUACGAGAAUUCAUGGUACCUCAAAGACUCGUUUGAGAGAGAGAUCGCGGUGAUUGAUGGUCUUAUUAGGAGGGCUGGAAAUGAACAUUUGGUUUCGUUGAUGCGGUGGCCGAUGGAGGUUGUGUCCUAG